Lycium ferocissimum is the source of this 1159-nucleotide messenger RNA. RefSeq lists its product as uncharacterized. Bases 175 to 843 code for a protein of 222 amino acids. NCBI's taxonomy places the organism in Eukaryota, Viridiplantae, Streptophyta, Magnoliopsida, Solanales, Solanaceae. The record is from RefSeq and is a predicted model, not a curated record. The transcript has a single exon.
GAAAAACAUAUCAAAGUCCUAUUGGCUUCUUUUAUUAGACCGUUGGAGACUGAAAAGCCUUUUGAAAAACCACAAAAUUCUCAUCAAAUCCAAGAACUCCCCUUAAACUCCAAACACAAACCUCCACAAUAAUUCACUGUCUUGGCAAACUGAAGUUACCUUCAUUCAUUCGCCAUGGCAGGGACCAGUGAAUCUCUUCUUCAAACUCAAAAUCUUAACUCUCUCUUCACUGCACUCGACCCCAAGUCUUUAAUUCUCUCACAAUUUUCAAAUUCUGAUCAACCCCAAUUCCUUCAACUCACUACUGACUGUUUUCUCAUGGAGAGGGGACCUCGUUACAAAGCCUAUGCUGAUCUUAGAGAUAAAAAACUACGAAUAAAGCACAUGAAACAAUCAAUCCCUGAAGAAGAAGAAAUGGAAUACAACCCCGAGUUUGUUUUGACCCCACCGAAGAAACAGGUGAAAUUUCAAGCGAGUUUUGUAACACCACCUAAGAGGCCAAAAGGGUCAUCGAUUUUGGCUCAAUCAGUGCCUGAUUUUUCAUCAGCAUUGAGGAAAGAAAAUCGAAAACCGCCACCCUCUAUGCUGCCAAGUUUGAAGGAGAAGUCAGCUACGCCUCCUCCUUCAAAAAGUGGAAAGUUUUAUGGGAAUAUUGGAGGUAGUAAAUCAGUGAAUUCAGGGGAAAAGAGGACUGGGGGUAUGAUGACUAGGAAGAGUUAUGCUAAUGUUGAGGAACUGAAGGGAUUAGCUUCUGUUGCAAGGAGUGCCAUUAAUGGAGAAAAUAGAGUUGGAAGAACUAACAGAGUUGCUAACAAGACUGUUCUUGGAUACAGACAAUUAUGAUUCAAGAUUGGAGGAGAAACGAGAAGGAAGUAAUUGAUUUUUUUUUUUUUUUUUUUUUUUUUUUUUUUUGGGUUUUUUCUUAUGGGGUUUUGAUUCUUUGAUUUUUACAUUUGAUUUGCUUGAAAGAUUGGUUUUUGAGUUACUUUUUGUCGUUAAAGGUUGAUUUUUCAAAUUUGGCUUAGAGUUUGUAUAGAACAAUGGGUUUGAAUCGGACUGAUUCAUUGUAACCUGCUGGGAAAUGGGGACUAUAGAAAAGUGCUAUGCUUAUGGAUUGUUGAAAAUUGAAUGUCAUAACAAUAGAUUUUUUCUUAUGCAU